Drosophila erecta is the source of this 294-nucleotide messenger RNA. RefSeq lists its product as uncharacterized. The transcript has a single exon. NCBI's taxonomy places the organism in Eukaryota, Metazoa, Arthropoda, Insecta, Diptera, Drosophilidae. Bases 39 to 212 code for a protein of 57 amino acids. The record is from RefSeq and is a predicted model, not a curated record.
UCAAUUGCCAGUUAUUUGCCAGUCCGAUCUGAUUCAAGAUGAAACACCUUUUGGCUCUGCUCUGCCUGAUCUUGCUGCUGCCCCUGUUGAUGGCAGAAAAUCCACCAAUCACUUUUCCGGCAGGGAAUCGAGAAAAAGCGCCCACGGUGGCGCCUCCAAAUGCGGCGAGGGUGGGAUCACGCACCCUGGAAAGUCUGAAGGGCCUGGGAUAAAUGGUCAAGCAAUUGCAGGAUUAUUAAUAAUGUGCCACGAGUUUCAAACUGUGACUUCAAAUAAAGUUAGGAUUUAUGACAA